AUGCCUGCCAACAUGACGGCCCUCGAUGUGGUGACUUUCGAGGAUGAAUUCCCCCUGGCCAGAAGCUGUCCUGACUUGGAGGAUAUUUUAAAAAAAGACGAAAUCCCCGGCGUGGAGAUAGAAGUGGGUUUACCUUGAACAAAUUUUCUCACACUCACGCAUCCUCCCCAUGCCUUUAUAGCUGUUAGAUAAUGAGAAGAUAACUGCUCAUGCGAUUAUUCUGGCGGCACGUGUGCCUCACAUCAGACGUCUACUUUCUCAGCACAAAGAGGACCAAAGCCCCAUUUUUCAGUGGAAGACGGUUCCUAAAAUGUAGGCAGAGUUACACCAGACCACUUACUUAGUUUAGUGUCGCAGAAACUUUGCUGACCUACUUGUACAGUGGAAAGUUGGAGAUUUCCGAAAGUACUGCGAAUGGCCUGCACAUUUUGGCAAAGAUGCUUCGAGUGAUCACUGUUGAACGUUGGUCCAUGGACUUUCUUCUUUCACGGUAUAGCUAUUUGUUACUGAGUCUGAAAAAGUGCCCUGUUGUCUAGAAUAAACCAUGAAAAUCUGAAUGCUAGGUUGCAGUUUGCCGAUCGUAUUGGGAUUCAGCCACUCAAGGAGGCCUGUAUUUACUUCAUGAAGUCAGCCUAUGAGGAGGUGGUCUCAAAUCCGGUCUUUCGACUGCUGCCAGGGGAACUAUUACAGCGUCUUCUACGGGACGACGACUUAAACGUUUCAAGUGAAGAAGCGGUAUUGAACUCCAUCCUGUGGUGGGUCAAACCCGCUCACGAAGUCGACACUGUCCGGAUGACACAGCUGCCCGCCUUGAUGGCAGAAGUCCGAUGGUUGGAAACUUCGCUGGCCUUCAGGAGUGAACUUUCUAGUAGAGAGAUAAUAUCUGAAGACCUGUCCAGCAUGUAAUGAAUUACUGUUUUCCCAUGACUGUCAUGAAAAACAGGCAUUUUUUACACAAGGUGUGCAUGUGGAUUGAACAUCCAGAGAACAAGGAGUGUCCAUUUAAUCCAAAGCCUCGAAAGACUUCGGUUGUACUCUACGGGGUGUCGGACAAAGAAGAUGGACGCUGGGUCUGCCAGUUUUACGAACCGCAAACGGGUCAGGGCGGUCUUGUGGACUAUUGUGAAACACGAUUUCAUACGGCAUUGGUUUGUGUUGGAGGUGAGUUUAUGUACUUAAUGCACUUUAAAAAUCUUUUUGUAGUUCCCGUAUGGUUUGAACCCACUUUAUUUUCAGUUUUGUCCCUACUAUCUAUCACCCUGUCAAGCAUCCGUCGUGCUUCGCCGUGGCUACCGACUCAGGGAGGCAAAGUUGAUUGGAGAAACUUCGCUGUGGCGGAAAAGCGUGCAUGAAACUCGGCCAGCAAUGACAGAAAGUCCUCUCACCAGCAAAAUGCUGGGUGUUUAGGUUGUUAGCUCUGUCGCGAAGUGCAUGCUCCGGAGCCUUGUCCGGCUGCAGCCAAUCGACGAAGAGAGGAGAGCUAGGUGGAUUGGAAGCGGCACCGGUAAGUGGCGCGCUAACGACCGCGAGAGCAGACCACCACACGACCAGCACAGGUGACGAGAUCCGGCCUUGACUUAAGCUUGAAUUUGGGUACAAUGAAACGGAAUUUCCCCGCAUCUCUAUCUCUUCCUAACCCCACCACGUUCUGAUAACAAGACACAGUCCAGACGACUGAAACUGAAGGUUGGAGACAGCAGCUGACAAGACGUAACACUGCCUGGCCCCCAACUUCAGGAGUUAUCACAUUUCGCCCAGAAAGUGUUCUAAAGGUCGUGUUGAAAGUAACCACUGCAGCCAGACCCGCAGCCCUGAGCUGGACCGAUUUUUCAAUCACUAGGCAGUUUUCCAAGUCAGGAUUGUUAGCGUGUCAUGAUAAGUCCAAAAGGAUUGGAUUUUUUUAUAAUACAGAAUGUGAUGAUUUUCUGUCAGAAUGGAUUGCUCGGAAUAGGCUUCACUGUCCCUUGUGUCAAAGCCCGUUCGAGCCAAUCGGACUGCAGAUGGAGUUCGGCCAAUGGGACGUCAGUCUCUGCCUAACGUGCGCCACACACACACGACGACAGUUCGUCCGUCGAUUUCGACGAUGACCACCGUCUGCCCCACAGACUGCAUUGUGGGAGCAGGGACGGUGACUUACGCAGGGGUUUAUAGUGCCAGUAGACUUGCGUAGCAUCUACCUACACUCUCUCCUCCUACCCCGCCUGGGCCCGGUGUCAAGACAGAGUCAAGAAGACCGGAGACGAGGGAGGCCGCAGGUGGAUGGCUCGGACGGAUCCUCACCUUGGCGUUCCACCACACCCCCUGGUCCACACAACAAUAACCAGGAUUUCAACCAACACAACAGAGAUUUGGAGGCUGGCACGGCCGAAGCCGCACCUGGGCGUGCCGCCAACGCCUGGCUCGGAUCCCACACUGUGGUAGGAGUGCCAUAAAGGCCACAUUAAAAAGGAGCCAUUGCAGCCUGACUCUCAGAUCGCCUCCCGUUAAGGAGGAGGUCCAAGGUACCCCGUCAGUUGGCAACCUUCCAAGCCACGGCUUUUAGCGCACCGUGAUAGCUUCAAGCGCGUCAGAUUGAUUAUAGUGAGGAAAAUGCGCUGAGUCGUCGACCUCACUCUCCCUUCCCAUUCCCACACCCCAGCCGCUGUCCGAGCCGGUCAGCAGACUGGAGUGGGGAAUGGGCGCGGUGGCUGA
Spirometra erinaceieuropaei is the source of this 2691-nucleotide messenger RNA. The record is from the annotation of a GenBank genome assembly. Lineage: Eukaryota; Metazoa; Platyhelminthes; Cestoda; Diphyllobothriidea; Diphyllobothriidae.